ACAAAUAUUGACGUCAUCGCCUCAAUUCUCGCCAUUUGCAAUGUACAGGGAAGAGAGAGGAAAUACGGAACAGCAAACGGUUCCCAAAUUAUGAACAUUAUGGGCGUGUGAUCAUAUCAUUUAUGUGAAAAGUGACUUUUUGUAAUUCGUAAGUCAAGAUGGAGAACGAAGUUAUCAACGACUACCAGUCAUCCCUUGUGGAUCUGACGUGCAACAGCAAGCCAUUGAUCAACAUGCUGACCAUGCUGGCGGAAGAAAACGAGCAAUAUGCGACGCACAUUGUUGAAGUGAUCGAAACGCAUAUAAAUCAGGCGAGUGAAAAGAAGAAGCUGCCUUCACUGUAUCUAAUAGACUCCAUUGUCAAGAAUUUGCCCAAGACAACGUACCCAAGUCUUUUCUCUCACAACAUUGUCUCAGUGUUCUGUGGCAUGUUUGAAAAGGUGGAUGAGAAAACCAGACAAUGUAUGUUCAAAGUACGACAGACCUGGAACGAAAUAUUUCCAAAUAGGAAACUAUAUGCAGUAGAUGUACGAGUGAAUCUGGUGGACCCAGCCUGGCCAGUCACUGCCCAGCCCCCUGUCGAGUCCAGCAUCCAUGUCAACCCAAAGUUCCUGGCUGCAAAGCAACAGAAAGAAGAAGAGGAGAUCUUGGAGGACGAUGAUUUAAUCAUCCAUGACACGGUAACUGAGGAACAAGAAGCUCUGAUGCGACAACAACUAAUAGCUAAGCAACAGGAGCUGCUCAAGCUUCAACAGCAGCGUCUGGAGCUAGAGCUGAAGGAGACAAAGGCCAAACUUGAUCAGCAAAAACAGGUAGGCUCACAGCUCAAUGCUGGUAAAUCGAAGCAUCUGGAGGCUGCAGACACCAUGGAUCCAGUUGAUAAUUUGAACCCACCAAUCCAUCCCACCCCAAAGUCUACACUUGAGACAACCAAACCCCUUGGGACAAGUGCCCCAAGUCGUCCAACCACUAGGGACCCACGUCUGGCGUCCAGGGAUCCCCGCUCUGCCGGCAGAGACCCUCGCCUCAAAGGCAAGGGUGUUGCUGAUUCUAAAACCUCCGAAGUUUCUCAGUCAGACAGUACCCCUGCUGUUGUUCAGAAUUCCGAAGUUGUUUCAGUACCCACUUCAAUAGUACCUACUUCUCUGAUGGCAUAUCCGCCACCUCCCUUGCCCAGCAUGAUGGCGCCUGCUGGUAUGAUGCCACCUGGAAUGAUUCCAGGAUACAUGCCACCAGUUAUGAAUAUGCCGCCACAGACAAACCUAGGACGACCCAUAGUGCUGCCAGGCAUGCUUCCCUUUCCCAUGCCAACAGCUCAGAUGGGUAUGUCUAUCCCUCCACCGCCUGUGGUCAAUAUCAACAAUCAGGCCAUCCCAAACAAGGACACUCAGGUUGCUAAAUUUGGUCACCAAAAAUCAAAUCAUGACAAAUCUAAUGGCAAAGUGAGCAAGAGCUCUUCAUCACAACAAGCCUCUCAGAAAUCCAGUACAGACCACAAGUCCAAGGAUGUGAAGGAGAGUUCUAGGUCAAGCCGGGACAUACGUGCUGACCGAAAACACAACGAUAAACGUGAUACCAGCAGUAGUACUAAAAGUAGUAGACAUUCUGACUCAAAACGCUUGUCUGUGGAGAAAGAUCGUGAUCAAAAAGAUAAAGAUAACAAAGACAGGAAGUCAUCUUCAAGUCGGCGAGAAAGUCCUAGAACAAGCUACAGUAGUGCUAGCAGUUCAAAAGAGGAAAAGUCAAAAACAAGAAGUGACUCAAAAAGUGAAUCAAAGUCUAAAAAAAGUGACAAGGAUGAUACACGACAUAAGAGGAGCAGUAGAGAUUCUGAUGAAGACAGCAGGAAGAGUAAUCGCAGUGAUGACUCUGAUGACCGGAGACGUGAAAAUACACGCUCUACACGAAGUUCGAAAGCUAGAACAAGAUCUAGGUCACCAGUGAAAUCAAAAUCUCCUGAGGAAAGAAAGUCAAAAACUAAACCAAAGGAGAAAACUGAAAAAUCAGAGAAAACAGAAAAAAAAUCUACAAAGGAAGAAAGCAAAAGUAAAAAAUCAUCUCCUGUUAAAAACAGUAAAAAGACAGUGAAAGAAGAAAAAGGAAAGAUGGCAUUAGAGACUGAAAAAUGUGAAAAUGUGAUAGUUAAGCAAGAGCCUGUGGAGUUGAAUACAGAUGAUAACGUUUUGUCCAACGAAGAAAAGGCUGUGGAGAUAAAAACUGAAAAGGUGGAUGAAAUGGCUGUGGAACCUCCAGAACAGGACAUGCCAAAAGUGGCCCCAGUUGAGGACAUGGACGUUGAUGAUAGACAGGUGCACCCUCAAGCUCAAGAGAGCCUGAAGCGUGAACACUCGAGAAAAAUUGAGGAGAGUGAUGUGACAGAGGAGGGGCAAAGUUCAAGUAAGAAACCUCGCCUGGAAGAGGAGCCAGAUCAAAGUACUGCUAAAGUCAUGGACGAGGAUAUCAGUUCUUUGUUUGGGUCUGAAGACCAAGACUACAGAAGCCAAAGGGAUGGUCCUGGUCCUCCCAUGAAAAGUCCCUUUCAUGAUAAGUGGAUGAAAUUUCGGGAAAACCAUCCUGGUGACUUUAAAUAUGAGCUUGAUCUGGAAAAAGAGCGUGAAAUAGCUGCCCAUGAUGUGGACCACCGAAGAGCAAGCUCAGAAUCUGAAUCUGUGAAGGAUGUGGACCACAGAUAUAAAGGAGUUCCACAGGACAUAGAUCUACGGUCAUCCUUUACUCACAAAUCAUUGGACCAGGAUGCAAGAGAUUACGACAGCCGAAAUUCUGCCAAACCUGUCCAUAUACCUGCAGCCCUGCAACUCGACCAUCGAGAAGAGAUUCUUGAACAGAUUGAGCAUCGUCGGAGGUCCGGGGAAUUAAGUCAUGAUAUGCAUCAAGAGUUGCUUCACCAGCUAUCCAAGCUAGAUAAUGUACAACGCCAGCAAAACCGACUCAAUCACCCCAAUGAUAGACGGGGGCCAGACAGUCCUGUCCUUGACACAGACCGCCGUGGCAGAGAUACUUGGCAGUAUAGGUCGCCACUCAAAGACCCACCCCAGGGCAGGUCUUAUGAUAGGCGACCAGAUAUCCAGAGAACCCAUGGAAACAGAGAAGGACCUCUCAAGGACUUUGAUGACAGAUAUGGACCUGAGCCAGAUUUGGAGAGGAGACGAACACCUCCUUUAGAUCAUUCUGGUCCUCUCCGAGAUAGAAAUAACAGAGAUAUAGAUAGUCGCCACGGUCGUGAUCAUGGCUUUGAUGAUAGGCGUAGACCACCUCAUAAUAUGGAUGGGCCCAACAGGGACUUUGACAAUAGACUUGGACCUCCAAGGGAUUAUGAUAGACGACGUGAGGCUCCAAUGGACACCAACAGACCUCCUAGGGACUGGCAGGGACCAGAUGACCGCCUGAGGGCUGGACCAGGCCGUGAUCAUAAGCGGGAUUGGAAUUAUAAUGAAAAUAAAGGCAGGGGAUGGCACAAUCCGAACCACUGGAAAGAUGAUCCAGCCUUCAGGGAGGAUGGUCCUCCAGGACGCUACAAUGACCGUCCACCUAGGUAUAACCCUGAUGAAAGAGGUCCACCAGAUGGGCCACAUAGCAUGAAUGGGCCUUACAAUGACAGAGGGCCACAGAUGGGUCCACCUCGCCAGCAACCAUUCAUAAAGCAACAACAGUCCUCUGAUCCCAGGUGGAAGAGGAUUGUAGGCUAUAAGGGACCUGAGGAGAAUGAGGAGUUUGUGAUUGAUGGUCGACCAUAUGGAAUUGCUGUGGGUCAACCAGCAAGGAAGAUUAGGGUUGCGGGACGCACUAUUGAAGUUUUCGCUGAUCCAAAUGAGCGGGCAAUACGUGUUGAUGGUGUUAUCGUAUACAGGUUUGGGGAUAUGGUCAGAGACGUUAAACUUGGUCGCUUGAAUCACAAGAUAUUCUAUCAUGGCCUGCCCCGCUUUAUCUGGAUUGAUGGCAUUAUGAGGGAGCUGCGUGUUGAUGCACCACCUAAAAUUCUCAGUAUUAAGGACAAGGAGCACACAAUGCGUAUUGAUGGGCGUGAUCUUAUGAUCCUAGUAGACAAUAAAGAAAUGGGAGUAGUAGGAGGACCGCCUAGAUAUGUCUUUAUUGACAAUAACCGCUGUGAGUUCAGAUUUGAUCCUCCGCCUCGCAAGAUCUUAAUUGAUGGCACGAUGAGUGAACUGAAGCUAGACAGGGCUAUUCCCUGUGUUGUGAUCAACAACAAGAAGAGGGGAAUACGCUUUGAUGGGCCUCCUAGGGAGAUCAUUGUGGACAAUAUCAAUUAUGUUGUACCUGUUGAUGACUGUGUUAAAAUACGCAUCAACAACAGACCGCAUUACCUGGCAUUUGGAGGGCCUGCUCAUGAAGUGAUAUUAGAUGGAAAGUGGUUUGAGGUGAAAUUUGGCGGACCAGCCAAAGAGAUCUCCUUGGGCAACCGUGUUAUACAUGUAAGAUUAGAAGGGCCUCCACCAGAAGUUAAGAUUUUAAAUGAAAUUAUUGAAGAACCUGAAUCUGCACCAACCCGAUAUGGGCCCCCUAAGGCAGUGCAAGAUCUUAGACCGGAUGGCCUUCCUCAACACCUGCAGCCUUCUGGGCCUGGACAACAAGGGCCACCAGCGCUGAUGAUGGGCGGCCCUAUGGACCAACAGCCAAUGAUGCAAGGAAUGAUGCCGCCAGGACAGAUGAUGAUGAACUCCAUCCAAUCGCAACCAGUGAUGUCCCAGCCAGGGCAACCAACAUACAGUGGCAUGAUGCCGCCACAGAACCCCAUGCUUCCUACACAAAUGCCAGGUAUGAUGCCUGCUGUGUCUGGAGCAAUGACCAAUGUUUUCCCUGGUCAGGCACCAGUCCAAGCACCAAAUCCUCUGAUGAAUGUAAGCUCGCUGCUUCAGCGGCUAAUGGCUACUGGUAUUAUCCCACCCAAGGACACUGAGAAAAACGACAACACCGAAACUACAGAAACACCUAAACCACCUGAGAUAAAAACCAGCAAAAAUGAUAAUACAAAGACUGGCAGCAUAAAUGAGAAAGAUUUCAUCAAACCGGUGUUUAAACAAGUCAAGAUUAAAGAUGUACCCGAUCUGACAGAACUGAAGACAGAGAAACUGAAACAGUUACAUGAGGGUGUGAUACAGAGCCUGUUUUCUGGUAUCCAGUGCUCAGCAUGUGGUCAGCGUUUCUCCGCCCAGCAGACUGAGAGAUACAGGGAACAUUUAGACUGGCAUUUCCGACAGAACAGACGGGACAAAGAUGAUGCCAAGGUCACUAAGUACAGACGCUGGUAUUAUGAUGUGUCGGAUUGGAUAACAUAUGAAGAAAUAGAUGAAUCUGAAGGAAAAGGUCGCAGUUCCAUAUUUGAGAAGAUGCUGGCUAUAGCUACCACAGCAAAUUUAGCAAACGUGCCCCAAGAUACGGUUGUGAAUGCCCCAGAGGGCUCUAACAUCAUCCACUGUCCUCCAGCAACGGGGGAGGACAAGGGAGAUGUGUGUGAGAUUUGUGGAGAUCCAUUUGAGCAGUUCUGGAAUGAAGACCAGGAAGAGUGGCACCUGCGGGAUGCCAUUCGUGUCGAAAGCAAGACAUACCAUCCAAUCUGUUACGAAGAUGAGAAAGAGGGCAGUAUAUUGGAGCCAACACCUACUCCCGUCAAGGCUCCCACAGAAAACCCUCUGGUAAAACAGAUCAAGGAGGAGUCCAACCCGAUCAUCUUACAGAUUAGACAGGAGCUGGGUGAGCUGCCUGUCUCUGCCAUCGACAUGAGCAAGGUCAAGGUAAACAAGACCAAGCUGUUUAUUCCUGAAGAUGAUGAUGAGGAAGAACCAGCACCAGCAGCAGAGAUUGAGUCUGUCAAAACAAGGGACAGCGAGGAGGAGUCGGUCCCAGAAAGGGACAGCGUUAUGGAGAUCAUCAAGUCCGUGGUGAAAACUGAGCCUCCCUCUGAUGUCGAUACUUCAGUGAAGACAGAAUCAGGACUAUGACGCAUGCUGGCACCAUAAACUUGUCAUUAUUCUACAGCGCUGAUCAGCUUAAAUAUGUCACAAUUAUUGUGAGACUGAAUUACAGCACAAGAUUGUAAAGUAAUCAAGGCUAUUGUACUCUACAGUGGGUCGUCAUUGCUGUGAAGUGCUGGCCAGUUGUGUCAUCCUGCUAGUCUGUUAGUAAUCAUUGAUCAGCUUCAUCAUUGCACCAACAGAUUAUGGUUUUGGACAUGUUACUGUAGGCAAAAAGUCCAUAAUUAAAGUACACCUUUUUUUGUAAAAUAUUGUGUCCAAUAUGUGUACAAAUGUCCCAUUCUGUUGGUGUGAUUUUCAUCCACUCCAUUCACUCCAAAGCAUUAUGUGAUAAAAUGGCCUUAUUUCACUGUUGUACGGGUAAACAUUCACAAGGUCAUUCAAGGUUGCAUGGACAGCAGUCUUUGUAUUUUAGUCAUUAAUAAUAUGAUAAAUAUAUAUUUUGAUCACAAAGUGAUCACAAACCUAUCUUUACUAGUCCGUACUGAUUCUGUAUAAGUUCAUAAGAAAUUAGGAUUUAUACCGAUGUAAGGCAGCCUUCAUUUUCAGUACCGAAAACAAAUGUGAGUUGUGAACUCUUUCAUUAAUUUAUUCCUUUCCUGUUUUGUGAAAUGUAUUUUUAUAUUUGUAGUUAUUCUUUGUAAAUCAAUUUGUAAAUAUACAUAAUGUAUAAAAAAGAUAUCAUUGAAUUAAGUUUUUCCAACAUAAGUGCUUUUAGCUAUAAAGUGUACUACCUGCUGUGUCCAUUUACAGUAUAUAAACUGACAAGCUCAGUGAUUGCACACCUCACUCCGGAGGAAAUGGCACAGAUUUGAGUAAAAACAAACACACUUAAGUCUUAAAAAGCUCUCUGCUGUCCUAGAUUCAUAGAUUUCUUUAGUUGCUUAGCAAUAUAAGUAGAAUAAGAUUGUUUUUUCUGUUUUGUUUUGAUAUAUGAUUAUGGUUUUAUCAGGACUGUAGAGAGCUUGCAAAAAUUAUCUUUUGUUGGUGUUCUACCUCCAGAAAUAUUGCAAAUCGAGAAUCAUCUAGUUUGUUAUAGUCAAAUGAAAAACUUCAAUGUAUGAGCUACAGGUUUGUAAGUAAAUUGUCACUAAGGAAGAAUUGAUGUUAGAAGGUCACCUAACUUGACCAACACAUUGAAUGUUAGGAUUAAUUGGCCACUAGAUUGACCAACACAAUGGUAGGACUGUGCAUGAUAAUAGAGUAUGAUGGGCUUUUCCCUGUGUGUCUCAGGAUUGUGUUGGUGACUAAUCCAAUGAUGGUGAGUACCAACCAAUCCAGUUGAGUGAGGGAACAUAUGGUCGUUAAGGUUGAUGGAAUAUUGAAACAGUGCUUGAUGUGUAUGAAAAGGGUGUGUUUAUACUUUAUUUGUGAUGUAUGGAGAUAGGAAGGAAUGUUUGUUUUUAAUUUAGAACGUGGCUAAAUGAAGCAUUUGUUUUAUAGACUGAGUGCAAUGCUUAAAAAAUGUAUCCAAAUGUGGUUGAUUGUAAGAAUGUGUCUGAAGGCGGUUAUUUUGAGGAACAAACAAAUGUGUUGAGGAAUCUUGAAGUUUUAUACAUGCAGAGAGAAAAAAAUAAACUGGUAUAAAAACAAA
Molecule: messenger RNA, 7605 nt
Organism: Mizuhopecten yessoensis (Yesso scallop)
Lineage: Eukaryota; Metazoa; Mollusca; Bivalvia; Pectinida; Pectinidae
Exons: 15
Coding region: 159-5978 (1939 amino acids)
Biological process (GO): termination of RNA polymerase II transcription
Cellular component (GO): mRNA cleavage factor complex; cytoplasm
Molecular function (GO): mRNA binding; RNA polymerase II complex binding
Source: RefSeq, a predicted model, not a curated record